Musca vetustissima is the source of this 533-nucleotide messenger RNA. It is a transcript of the gene Arpc4, whose product is annotated as actin-related protein 2/3 complex subunit 4. Gene Ontology annotation, biological process: Arp2/3 complex-mediated actin nucleation; actin filament polymerization. The transcript has a single exon. Gene Ontology annotation, molecular function: actin filament binding. Gene Ontology annotation, cellular component: Arp2/3 protein complex; actin cytoskeleton. The coding region runs from base 24 to 530 and encodes 168 amino acids. The record is from RefSeq and is a predicted model, not a curated record. Lineage: Eukaryota; Metazoa; Arthropoda; Insecta; Diptera; Muscidae.
AGACUGAAAAAAAAACAACAACAAUGGCUGCCACAUUGAAACCAUAUCUAACUGCUGUACGCCAUUCCCUGACCGCAGCAAUGUGUUUACAAGAUUUCCCCUCCCAAGUUGUGGAACGUCACAACAAACCCGAAGUGGAAGUCUGCUCCAGCAAGGAAUUGAUACUCACACCCAUUGUUAUAUCGCGCAAUGAACGUGAACGUGUUCUCAUCGAACCUUCCAUCAAUUCGGUACGUGUCAGUAUUGCUGUCAAACAGGCGGACGAGAUCGAGAAGAUCCUAUGUCACAAGUUCACCCGUUUCAUGAUGCGACGUGCCGAAUCGUUUAUCAUCCUGCGGCGCAAGCCCAUCGAUGGCUAUGACAUUAGUUUCCUGAUAACGAACUUCCAUACAGAACAGAUGUACAAACAUAAGCUGGUCGAUUUCGUUAUCAGUUUUAUGGAGGAAAUUGAUAAGGAAAUCAGUGAAAUGAAGCUGGCCGUUAAUGCUAGGGCCCGUACUUGUGCCGAGGAAUUCUUGAAGAGAUUUUAAGUA